Messenger RNA from Equus quagga, 1556 nucleotides. It is a transcript of the gene C2CD4B, whose product is annotated as C2 calcium dependent domain containing 4B. The coding region runs from base 312 to 1289 and encodes 325 amino acids. Lineage: Eukaryota; Metazoa; Chordata; Mammalia; Perissodactyla; Equidae. The transcript has 3 exons. The record is from RefSeq and is a predicted model, not a curated record.
UGACCACAGGGUGCCUGCUGCCGCGACAGCUUCGCUCACAACCGAGGACCCGCUUCUGGGUCCCCCGGCUCUGGCGAGGAGGGGUGGCCGGGAGGGCGGGCGGGCUGUCCAGUGCCUCCAGGGGUUGGGCUCCCGGCCAGCUGGGCGGGACUCAAGCUACGGGUAUAAAGAGGAGCGCCGCUGUCCCGGCCACAAUGCUGAAGCUGGGAGCCGGAGGUAACGGUCACUGAACUUGCAACUCAGGCCCCAGAGUGACUGAAGAAGAGGGAAAGGAGCACGUCUCUCCGCCACUCCAGCCCCAGCCUGGGAGGAUGCGGCUUCUCGGGAAACUCCGCGCCUCGGCCGCGGGCAGCGCCGCUCCGGAGCCGGCCUGCCCCAACGUGCUCACCCCGGGCCGCAUCCCCGAGUUCUGCAUCCCGCCGCGGCUGCCCGCGCCCUGUGCGCCCGAGGCUCCGCCCUCGGCCGCCGCUCUGCCCCGGCGAUGCGCGGCCGAGCCGGACCUGUGGCCCCGAGGGGCCGACGACAGCGCCGGGCGCACGGACUGGGACCCGCGCUCGCAGGCCGCGCUCUCGCUGCCGCACCUGCCCCGCGCGCGCACCGCUUACGGCUUCUGCGCGCUGCUCGAGAGCCCGCACACCCGUCGCAAGGAGUCGCUCUUCCUCGGGGGCCCCCGGGCCCGCACCCUCGGCGGCGGCGACACCCACCUCGUCCCCCGGGCCGGAGCCCCCGCCACCACCCCCGCGGCCCCCGGCGGCGCCCGCCCGCCUCGGGACGCGCUCGCCCCGCGGCCCCGCGGCCGCUGUCUCCUGCGCGCCCCCGAAGGGCUGCUGAGACGCGCGCUGCGGGCCCGGAGGAGGGGCGGCCUGGCCCGCGCCCGCUCCGUGUCCAGCGGGGACGGCGACGAGGACGAGGAGCGCGCCGCCGCUCUGGGCCGCGCCGGCGGCGCCCUGCGCCUGGCCGCCCAGUACAGCCCGGCCAGCGGGCGCCUCCGCGUCCGGCUGCUCCGCGCCGAGGGCCUGGCCGCGGGGGCCGCCGAGCCCCGCGCCGUCGGCUGCCGCGUCAGCUUCGUCCUGCAGCCGCCCGGCCCGACCCGGCCGCAGCGCGGCGCCGUGGUGCGGCGGAGCCGCCGGGCCGCCUUCGAGCAGGACUUGUGCCUGGACGGGCUCUCGGAGGACGAGGUGCGCCGCCUGGCCGUGCGCGUCAAGGCCGAGCGCAAGGGCCGCGGCCUGGAGCGGGGCCGCCGGCUGGGCCAGGGCGAGCUGCUGCUGGGCCCCCUGCUGCUCCUCUGAAGACGCGGGCGGCCCGGGCCUGCCCUCGGGCGCUGUCUGCCCGCCGGCUCACGGACACGGGGACACGGACAGCCACCUUGUACAAAAUAAAUGUUAUUUAUUCACUUUUCUAUUCCUGAUCUUGCUUUAUUGACAUCUUCGUUCUUAUAUCUCCGCUUUUGUCAUUUAUUGGUAGGGAACGGAAAAAUAAUGACUCCCUCUGCUAUUCACAGCAUCUAAUGCCCUUUUCCGGACCAUUUUCACAUUCAAAGGCGAAAGGGUUGGCUU